AUGAAAAUUGUGGUUUCUCUCUUCAUUUUAUUUUUCUUACUGGUUCCACUGCCACCAGUGAAAUGUGCCCUGAAAGACACCGCUAAGUGUUUUAUCAAGCGUGGAAACUGUAGAGCUCAGUGCCUUGUAACAGAAAAAAAAAUUGGUCCCUGCCUAAAAGGAGAAGCCUCCUGUUGUGCUUUCCUGGUCACACCGCAUCACUUGAGGAACUAG
Myotis lucifugus (little brown bat) is the source of this 213-nucleotide messenger RNA. RefSeq names its product defensin beta 133 (gene DEFB133). The record is from RefSeq and is a predicted model, not a curated record. Gene Ontology annotation, molecular function: chemoattractant activity; CCR6 chemokine receptor binding. Gene Ontology annotation, cellular component: extracellular region. Bases 1 to 213 code for a protein of 70 amino acids. Gene Ontology annotation, biological process: defense response to bacterium; cell chemotaxis. Lineage: Eukaryota; Metazoa; Chordata; Mammalia; Chiroptera; Vespertilionidae. The transcript has 3 exons.